Molecule: messenger RNA, 962 nt
Organism: Triticum urartu
Lineage: Eukaryota; Viridiplantae; Streptophyta; Magnoliopsida; Poales; Poaceae
Source: RefSeq, a predicted model, not a curated record
UUGGGGUACAAGUGCUCAGACACAGAUCACACUAGUUUAGUGAAGAAUGGAGACGAGACGUCCAGCGGUUUCCGCCGUGUCCGUGGGGGCGGUGGUGCUGAUCCUGGCUUGGUCGCCGGCGGCGGCCGUAGCAAGCGGUGGCUGGAUGGACGCGCACGCUACCUUCUACGGCGAUGAGACCGGAGCUGAGACCAUGCAGGGUGCGUGUGGGUACGGUAACCUAUUCCAGCAGGGGUACGGGCUGGACACUACAGCGCUGAGCGUGGCCCUCUUCAGCGACGGCUGGUCCUGCGGCGGCUGCUACGAGAUCCAGUGCCACGGCGACCCGCACUGCAAGCCCGGCGGAGCGCCAGUGACGGUGACGGCAACCAACCUCUGCCCGGCCAACUACUCCAAGCCCUACGAGAACUGGUGCAACCCGCCGCUGAAGCACUUCGAUCUCUCCAAGCCCAUGUUCCUUCGCCUCGUCACCGACUUCCACGUCGGCAUCAUCCCCGUGCAGUACCGACGCGUGCCUUGCGCCAAGAAGGGCGGCAUCCGGAUAGAGAUGACGGGCAACCAGUACUGGGUCGGCGUGCUCGUCUUCAACGUCGCCGGUCCCGGCGAAGUCAAGGCGUUGGCCGUGAAAGGGGCCAAGGACGGGCAGUGGCGGAACAUGAAGAGGAACUGGGGACAGAUCUGGGACGGAGAUGUCCAAAAUCUCGUCGGGCAGGGGCUCUCGUUCCGUGUGGUCGCAAGCGACGGCCGCUCCGUCGUCCUCGGCGCCGUCGUGCCGGCAAGCUGGACGAUCGGCCAGAGCUUCGAGGGCAAAGAGCAAUUCUGAUAGAUCAACCAACGUAGCUUGUAAGUGUAACAAUGCUAGGUACAAUAAUUGCUAGUCAUGUAUGUGUUUCUGCAUCCUUAACAUUUGCUACCGUAAGUCAUCAAACUAUGGUGCUGCGUGAGUGCGUGUUCACUUCUGA